Molecule: messenger RNA, 972 nt
Organism: Alternaria burnsii
Lineage: Eukaryota; Fungi; Ascomycota; Dothideomycetes; Pleosporales; Pleosporaceae
Exons: 1
Coding region: 1-972 (323 amino acids)
Biological process (GO): proteolysis
Molecular function (GO): serine-type endopeptidase activity
Source: RefSeq, a predicted model, not a curated record
AUGAGGCAAGAAAAUACUCGCGCUAGAAUUGGCCCUCCACCUAAAGAAGUUCGUAUCGCGAUUUUAGACAGCGGUAUAGAUUCAAGGUUUCACUUCAGAGACAGGGUCUACAAGAGAAGCAAAAAUUUUAUAUCCGGCGAAAGCGAGCACAAUUACAAUAAAGGUGAGACGGGCCAUGGCACAGCAGUUGCAUACCAAGUAGCUCGUGCGUGCCCAAAUGCCAAGUUAUACAUCGCUCGAGUAGCCAAACGCAAUGACGAUGGAGGUAAACCAGUGCCAGAUAAGCAGGCUAUAGUCAAGGCUUUGCAAUGGGCUAGCAGGGAGGAAGUCGACAUCAUCAUCAUGUCUUUUGGAUGGGAGACACAGGAUGAUGGUGACGGUGUGGAGGAUGAGCUAGACAACAUCAAGAACAAGAAGUCGAUCCUAAUGUUUGCUGCUUCCACCAACGACGGAGCGCUCGGGAAGAUGCUGUUUCCAGCCCGACAUUGCGGCGUCAUCGCGGUUGAUGCUUUCGAUGGUUUCGGCAAGGAAAUUCCGACCACGGGAACGCCAGACAGUGAUUGGAAGCGAGAACGAUUUGCUGCUCCUGGUAGAUAUCUCUCUGCUGGAGGAGACAAAAGAGUGACAGGCAGCUCCUACGCUUGUCCAAUUGUUGCUGGUAUCGCAGGUCUAGUGAUAGAAGCAUGUCGACGGGAGAUGCCGCGACCGGAAGCGAGUGUAUACAAACGUCUAGAGACUCGGGAGGCCAUGGAAUCCAUUCUGAAAUUGCUAUCGACACCAAAGGGCGACUUCAAUUUCUUGACGCCUUGGGAGAUGCUCCGAGAGGACAGAGAGGAAAAUCCUUGUGAGACAUUCGAUUUUUGUCGGAGCAUCAUAAAGGGGCCACUGAGACCGUAUCUGCGUUGUGGUGCUUCGUUCAUGAUGAAAGGCAACAUGGCGAUAUCACUUAUUUCUCCAACCGCUGCAAGCUAG